GUAGUCGUUGUCGCGCGCGCGCGUGUGUGAAAUCGAAUUUCCAGCCGGAGAGAUCGGCAUCGCCCCGAGAAAGUAUUCGCAGCAGUUUAUACGACGCAGUGCGCGCUCCCGAGCAGCUUUUCGGCCUGAAAAUGCGCGGAUUACUCGGAGUUUUCCUCAUCGUCGCGCUGCCGCUGACCUUCGCGCACAUCAUCGAAAACAAGCUUCACUUGCCGAACAUACUGGAGAAGCAUCUGGGCGGCGCGCGAGCCAACACCACUGCUCCGGAGGAAGACAAGUUCUUCCUGAACUGGCUGCAGAAUGUCCUGGGCUACAAUCCACCGAUCACCAUCACCAGCACGACGCAGCCUCCAACGGUCGAAGCUGAGAAGUGCGCAGCUUGCUACUGCGGUGUGACGAACAAGCAGACCAGGAUCGUCGGUGGCCACGAAACGAUGGUGAACGAGUAUCCCUGGGUGGCCUUGCUGACGUACAAGGGGCGAUUCUACUGCGGCGCGAGUGUCAUCAACUCCAAAUACGUGUUGACGGCGGCUCACUGUGUUGACAGGUUCCAGAAGACCCUGAUGGGCGUGCGCAUUCUCGAGCACGACCGGAACUCCACCCAGGAGACGAUGACCAAGGACUAUCGAGUUCAGGAGAUCAUCAGACACGCCGGCUACUCGACGGUCAACUACAACAACGACAUAGCGCUCAUAAAAAUCGACGGCGAGUUCGAGUUUGACAAUAGAAUGAAACCGGUCUGCCUGGCCGAGCGAGCGAAAACUUUCACCGGCGAAACGGGCAUCGCGACCGGUUGGGGAGCCAUCGAGGAAGGCGGACCCGUCUCCACGACUCUGCGCGAAGUCAGCGUGCCAAUUAUGUCGAACGCCGACUGCAAGGCGUCCAAGUACCCGGCGCGAAAGAUCACCGACAACAUGCUCUGCGCCGGCUACAAGGAGGGCCAGAAGGACUCCUGCCAGGGCGACAGCGGUGGUCCCCUUCACAUCAUGUCCGAGGGUGUGCAUCGCAUAGUCGGAAUCGUCUCGUGGGGCGAAGGUUGCGCGCAGCCUGGCUAUCCCGGCGUUUACACGCGAGUCAACCGUUACAUCACCUGGAUCACGAAGAACACAGCUGACGCGUGCUACUGCACGGACCACGUGACGCUGCGUGUUUAGACGAUAACCUAUUGGACUGCAAUGAGAUUGUACACACGAAAACUCGUCUCGCAAUGAGUGCACGCAGGAAUAUUUAUUUAUUUAUUUAUUUAAAGACGACACAGCAUGUUGCGUUUUGUGCAUAAUACUCUCGAAUAGACUGAGACUCUAUUUUUAGCAAUAUGUAAGUAAUACAUCGAGAUAGAAAAAAAAAUGAAUUCAAGUUUUACGCAGCUAGUCUUUUUUAUAGCACUCGUUUUGAAAUGCAAUUACACAGGACUCUUGUACUCGUAGCAUAUUACGAGAUACAUCUUAAGAUUAAAUAAAAAAAAAAACGAAAUAAA
Molecule: messenger RNA, 1477 nt
Organism: Nasonia vitripennis (jewel wasp)
Lineage: Eukaryota; Metazoa; Arthropoda; Insecta; Hymenoptera; Pteromalidae
Gene: SP37
Product: serine protease 37
Exons: 6
Coding region: 132-1154 (340 amino acids)
Biological process (GO): proteolysis
Molecular function (GO): serine-type endopeptidase activity
Source: RefSeq, marked validated